Nomascus leucogenys (northern white-cheeked gibbon) is the source of this 1371-nucleotide messenger RNA. It is a transcript of the gene ZNF581, whose product is annotated as zinc finger protein 581. Gene Ontology annotation, molecular function: RNA polymerase II cis-regulatory region sequence-specific DNA binding; DNA-binding transcription factor activity. Gene Ontology annotation, biological process: regulation of transcription by RNA polymerase II. The record is from RefSeq and is a predicted model, not a curated record. Lineage: Eukaryota; Metazoa; Chordata; Mammalia; Primates; Hylobatidae.
GGGCGGCGGGAGGGGCUGGACCGCGUGGAGGGUACCUGGGCCGGGGCGGGAGUGGGGCAGGCGCCGGAGGGGGCUGUUCUGGAGCUUGGAAGAGGCGAGAACUUACACAGAAAGGCCCAGAAAGCGAGGGCUGCGGCCCCGGGGGUGGAAUCCCGGAGAGCGCUGGGACCUAACGAGCCUGGUGGUGGCCGGGCGAGGACUAGAGAGAACCUGAGGUGGGUGGACGGGUGGGAGCACGGAGUUGUUCAGACACGUGGCUGGAGAGAGGGCCGGAACCUGGGGGUCCUAACGUCGGAGUCCCUGCCUCAGCCAGCCCUCCGGAUGCUGGUGCUGCCAUCCCCCUGCCCUCAGCCUCUGGCAUUUUCCUCCGUUGAGACCAUGGAGGGCCUUCCCCGUCGGACAUGCCGCUCCCCAGAACCUGGACCUUCCUCCUCCAUCGGAUCUUCCCAGGCUUCAUCUCCUCCAAGGCCCAACCACUACCUGCUUAUUGACACUCAGGGUGUCCCCUACACAGUGCUGGUGGACGAGGAGUCACAGAGGGAGCCAGGGGCCAAUGGGGCUCCAGGCCAGAAAAAGUGCUACAGCUGCCCCGUGUGCUCCAGGGUCUUCGAGUACAUGUCCUACCUUCAGCGACACAGCAUCACCCACUCGGAGGUAAAGCCCUUUGAGUGUGACAUCUGUGGGAAGGCAUUCAAGCGCGCCAGCCACUUGGCACGGCACCAUUCCAUUCACCUGGCGGGUGGUGGGCGGCCCCAUGGCUGCCCGCUCUGCCCUCGCCGCUUCCGGGAUGCGGGUGAGCUGGCCCAGCACAGCCGGGUGCACUCUGGGGAACGCCCGUUUCAGUGUCCACACUGCCCUCGCCGCUUUAUGGAGCAGAACACACUGCAGAAACACACACGGUGGAAGCAUCCAUGAGCUGGGCUGCUGGGUGCCCCAGGUACCACAGGACUUUGCAGGGAGCCUGGACUCCUGUCCAGACACCUGGUGAGAGCCUGAGGCUGGUGUUCAGGGCCCUGGACACAGACACAGAGCAGCCACAUCUCAAAGGCAGAGCCCUGCCUGAAGGAGGAAUCCGUGAGUAGUCUUCAGGUCCUCCGUGUUUUGGAGCUGAGAUGGGAAUGAGCCCCUACACAGAAUGGAGUCCUCUAGCCUAAAGAUACCAGCUCUUCCAUGGCAGAGCCUUGACUGGAUGGGGGUGGGGAGUGUGGUGUGUAAAGUCUCUGGCCUCAUAAAAGGUGGCUGUGGGUCAUCAGGAAUCUGCCAUCUUCCUGAGGCUUCUGUGCUGUUGUUGGGGAAGGGACCCCAGUCCUGCCUUCCACCCCCCGACCAGGCCUGAGACUGAUCGAACAAUAAACACGUUUCCCACUCUGA